CUUUUAUCAUGACUAGCUUUAUAUUAGUACGUAAUCGAAUUAGUUCCCCGACCUCAGAUUUUUUUUUUUAAUGUUUUAAACAGUAAGCAACUUUGUCAUUUCCUUUUGCAACAUCAUUCAGAACUAUAACGACAAAAGUAAACUACAUCAAAGUAAACUUUUACAUAAGAAAAUUGUGUGUGUAUUUUAUUUCUUUAUUUGUAAAAAAUGGAAGUGUUAAUCGAUGCCUACUUUGACAAACUAUUCGAAGAGAUGGAACGUGACUUUCUCGCCUCCCGGCACAAGCGACGUCAGCUUGUCAAGUAUUUUACAGAUGUGAUAAACAGUGUUUCAAAAGGAGAAAAUUUAAAUACAGAAGAUGUAUGCGAGAGAAUAGUUAUGUCAGCAUUGCGUUACCACAAUAUCAGUAUGUCAGAAAACAGUUCAGUUUGUUUAUUGGGUAAAUUCCACAAUGUUUUAUAUAUUGCAGCAAAAUUAUGUUUCGAUUGGCGUUUAAGUAAUAAUGAAGUUAUUUGUCGUUUAUUAAAUGACAUAUUUUAUUGUGAAAAAACAUUUGAACGUUUAUUUGUUGGUGCAAUAUUUGGUAUACGUGUUACACAUUUUUUAUCUGGUUGGAAAAGUGAUUUCGAAGAUCGUGAAGAAAAUAUAAAAGCAUUAAUAUAUUUUUUAGAUCAUGCAACACAAGCAAAAUUAGAAUAUUCAUGUCCAUCAAUAUCAAUGAAAUGUCGUUUUAUAGAUACACCAAUGGAAUCAUAUGGACAAAUGUAUCCUUUAAGAGUUGCUAUUCAACAUGGUACACCAGAUAUUCUUCUUAUUAUGUUACGUUACGGUGCAUCUGUUAAUACAGAAUAUAAUACAUCAACAUCACUUGAAAUAUUAUUAUCAAAAUUGAAUGAUUAUGUUGGUGAUUGUGAACAAGAAAUGCCAGUCAUACCAGAAAAUUUAUUGAUGUGUCUUAAAUUAUUAUUACGUACAGUAAUAACAGCAUUUGUAACAACGCCAAAUCAUAUUGCUAAACAUAUUGGUGUUGAAAGAGUUACUGUUUGGGAACAAUAUCCAAAUUUAGUUAAAAUUAAUUUAGUACCACCACAACGUAGUGGUUUAAAUCCACCUGAACUUUGUCAUUUAUGUCGUUGUUGUAUUCGUAAAUGUCUUGAUAAUAAUUGGGCAUUACCACAUGGCAUAAAAAAAUUACAAAUACCAGAAUCAUUGAGAAAUUAUCUUGAUUUACUUUCAGAUUAA
Molecule: messenger RNA, 1242 nt
Organism: Aphidius gifuensis
Lineage: Eukaryota; Metazoa; Arthropoda; Insecta; Hymenoptera; Braconidae
Gene: stops
Exons: 2
Coding region: 208-1242 (344 amino acids)
Biological process (GO): intracellular signal transduction
Source: RefSeq, a predicted model, not a curated record